CAAAGAAGAAGAUAAUGUCGGCACAAUCGAUCCACUCACACUAUGAGACACCAUCUUCAAUUCUUCCUCUACAGCAUUUAUCAGAGUCAGUUUCCAUUCUCUCACCAGAAGGCCACGUUUUUCUGUUUUUAAUUGCCAUAAAUGGGCAACUCCCACGGCCACCGCAAACACCGUAACGGCGCGAACCGCCCCGUAACGCCCAAUCCACCCUUUAAAUAUAGCCCGUCUGAUCCCCAGGCACAUAUCCCCAACUCAGCUAAACCCAUCAUGGCGGUGUCCUUGCCUUACUCUCAUGUUGACUCCACCCUUCGCGCCCUCGCUGCUCAAGCUGAAGGCUUUGGCCGCUUAGCAAUCGGCGGCCUCCAUGGUCCUCUUUACCACGUUACUACUCUAGCAGAUGAUGGUCCAGGGUCACUUAGGGAAGGCUGUCGAAAGAAAGAGCCACUUUGGAUUGUCUUUAAUAUUUCGGGCACUAUCCAUCUCUCGUCUUACUUGAAUGUGUCGUCGUAUAAGACAAUUGAUGGCCGGGGUCAGAGGAUUAAGUUUACUGGGAAGGGGUUGAGGCUGAAGGAAUGUGAGCAUGUGAUUAUAUGCAAUCUAGAGUUUGAAGGUGGUAGAGGACCAGAUGUUGAUGGUAUUCAGAUAAAACCAAACUCUAAGCACAUAUGGAUAGACCGGUGCAGCCUUCGUGAUUAUGAAGACGGACUUAUAGAUAUCACCAGAUGCAGCACGGAUAUUACAAUUUCGAGGUGUCAUUUCUCGCAGCAUGAUAAGACAAUGCUAAUCGGAGCAGACCCCUCUCAUGUAGAUGACAGAUGCAUCCGGGUUACAAUUCACCACUGUUUCUUUGAUGGGACCCGACAGCGGCAUCCUCGUGUUAGAUUCGCCAAAGUACAUCUAUACAACAAUUACACACGAAACUGGGGCAUAUAUGCUGUUUGUGCCAGUGUAGAAUCGCAGAUAUACUCUCAAUGCAAUAUAUAUGAAGCAGGACAGAAGAAAAUAGCGUUUAAAUACCUUACAGAGAAGGCAACGGACAGCGAGGCGGCAACGACGGGCUUCAUUAGGUCGGAAGGGGACUUAUUCAUAACUGGAACUCAAGCAGGAUUAGCCACCGAGGGUGGUGAAAAUUGCAUGUAUCAUCCUAGCCAACACUACCAGACAUGGACGGUAGGACCUCCAGUGGAUGAUCUGAAACAUGUUCUCCAACAUUGCACCGGAUGGCAGUCCAUUCCCCGGCCAGCUGAUCAGGCAAGUGUAGCACAGUAGCCUGAAGGAAACUGACUUUCCUUAAAACUUUAUAUCUACGUUUUACUUAAUCUUCAAUUCUCAGUGUUUAUAUAGUCUAUACCUGAAUACCUGAUGGCUUUCCUGUGUGUAUGCUGUUCUUCUCAAUAACAAAGAUGAAUAUUUACUGGUGUGCA
Molecule: messenger RNA, 1424 nt
Organism: Rosa rugosa (rugosa rose)
Lineage: Eukaryota; Viridiplantae; Streptophyta; Magnoliopsida; Rosales; Rosaceae
Product: probable pectate lyase 4
Exons: 5
Coding region: 142-1269 (375 amino acids)
Molecular function (GO): pectate lyase activity
Source: RefSeq, a predicted model, not a curated record